UUCCAGUGACUCGUUCGCGACUGUACUGAUUUGACGUCGACGGUCAGAAAGGCUACAGUAAAAGUUCGCCUGCUGGAGUGUUGGCUGGACUCUGUGUGAUUCGGAUGUAAUGUAGAGGCAGUGUUAGAGUUAGAGAGGCAAUAUUAUUGUUAUUGAUAAAAGUAAUAAUAUUAGCUAGCCAGUACCGCUGUUGGUUUACAAGCUGUGUAGUGUGUAGUGUAGGGGAGAGGGGGAGAGAGGCAGUGUGAGAAAGAGAGAGAUAGAGAGACAGAGAGGCAUACAUAGGGAGAGAGAAAGAGAGAGUGAGUGUGAGAGUGUGCGAGUGAGUGUAUGUGAGUGGUGGUGGAGGCGAUAUGGAGGCUCUAUGGAUGCUGCUGCUCCUGGUGGUCCCGCUGCUGUGUUUGACCAGCAGCACGUUCGUGUUUUAUUUUAAGAAGGUCUUCUACGUGGUUUACAUGAUGCUGCUGGCCAUGAUCACCAUCCCGCUGUGUGUGCUGAAGAGCGGGGGCAGGGACAUUGAGAACAUGCGGAUCAUCCGCUUCAUGGUGCGUCAUGUGAAGUACUUCCUUGGUCUGCGGUUUGAGGUCAGUGGCUGGGAGCACCUGCAGACUGAGGGGCCUUACGUAAUCAUCUCCAAUCACCAGUCGUCUCUCGACGUGUUGGGUAUGAUGGAGGUGCUCCCAGACCGCUGCACCCCCAUUGCCAAGAAGGAGUUGUUGUGGGCGGGGACUGUGGGCCUGGUCUGCUGGCUGGGUGGCGUCGUCUUCAUUAACCGCAAGAAGACCAGUGACGCCAAGAGUGUCAUGGAGGAUGCGGCCAAGACCAUGCUGCAGGACCAGAUCCGUCUGUGGGUGUUUCCAGAGGGAACAAGGAAUCAGAAAGGGGAUAUUUUGCCCUUCAAGAAAGGAGCGUUCCACCUGGCUAUUCAGGCUCAGGCGCCCAUUGUUCCUAUGGUGUUCUCCUCCUACAGUAACUUCUACCUACGGAAAGAGAAAGAGUUCAAAUCAGGAACGAUCACCCUGAAGAUCCUUCCGAAGAUCGACACGAAGGGGUUGACGUCGGAUGACGUGACGUCGCUCUGCGACGAGUCCUACGCUCUGAUGCGCUCCACCUUCCUGGAAAUUUCUGGCCAGCCGCCUCAGAGCAACGGGCCGUCCACCCACUGAACAUUCCGUGGCCCCGCCCACUCUCAUUGCCUCUCACAACCAGGAUGCUCUGCAGUGGCUCAAGAAUAGUCGUAGUCAUGGUGACCGUGACCGUGGCAACCAGACGCUUCCAGUAUCUCCUCCUGUGUCCACGUGAAGCAUUCUCAAGACACCUACACUCUUACACAAACAUACAAAAACACACACACAGCUACACUUCGAGUUGAACACCGACAGUCGGCUGGUCUCAUCUCUUCAUUUCUGGUCUUUUGUUGGGAGCUUUGGGCAGUGCAGGUGUGGGGUUUACUGAGGACACUGACCUUUGACCUUGCCUCUUUGGACGUUGGACCGUUCCUUCUGUGUUCCUUCUACAGUCUGGCUUGGAGCGUUUCUCUUUCUUUUUUUUUUUUUCCUCACCCUUUUUUAAACUUUUUUUUUUUAUUUAUGUAUUUCCCAUUGCUGACAGGUUCGGUGUGGAGCAGAACUCUCAGAACUUCAGUUCGUGUGGAUGUGCAUUCAUUAUGCAUGCCUUCAGACGCUUUGUCUGUCUCUCCGGCUUUUCAGAUCCGGUUUGAUACGUUUCUCCAAGCUUUUGCUUCCACUCGUUCAGUGACGGACACCUUUCUUUUUUUCGUUCUUUCUUUUUUUUUUUUUAUUGUUUCAUUGUUCAUUUUUAUGUCUUUUCUUUUUAUGUGCUUUCUUUGGUCGUCACCCCUGCCUUACUGCCCCGCCAAUGAAAACGUCUCAAACUUCUCAAAACCUUACAGCAUCAGUCCACCAAUCGGAAGGCAUCAACCACUCCAAGUCCCGCCCUGUAAAGUUGAAGCCUGAUGUCAGAUCAGAAACUUCCGCUCCCUCUCUCUCUCUCAGAACUCUCGAUUGUUUCUGCACACAAAUGAAUGAGCCAGAAGUUUCCAGAACUUUCUUCUACGUGGCGAAGUUCUCAAGACUUGAGUAGAACAGUCUACAGUGUGGCUGUAACUGGGGUAACAUUUCAUUUCGUUCAGCCUCGUCAAGCAGAGUUUGCAUGAGCUUUCUUCUCGUACCUUAUUUAUUUUGUAUACUUGUGCUUUUUUCAAAUCGAAAAUUUUGCCUUUUGCCCCUCUGAGCUCCUGCCCUGUUUGGAAAGUGUACCUACGAUCUCCUCGCAAACGUGUCAAAAUCGAAAUAAGUGCAUUGUUGGGUUGUACCAAUACUAAUGCUCCAAAGUGCAAGCUUCUUACUGUGCCAUGUGUCCAAAGUCUCUCAGCUAAAGGCAUUGCUAGCCGAACUGAUCUGUGAUCACAGUCACUGAAUGGAGAUUCAGAUGAAAAUCUGAAAAACUGAUUCUGGAAUAUCGAUCCUGCAGAUAUUUGAUAGAUGAUGACGCAGCGUGCUUACGACUGUCGGAGGUCGUCGGCUGCAGUGCCACGUCAAAGCUUCCAAUAAUACCAAGUUAAUCCCAGUGUGCUAUUUAACAGUUCUUAAACUGUUCAUUAUAAUGAACAUAAUUGUGAAAAAUAUAUUUCUAACAAAGGUUGUAAAGAGAUAUAUAAAUAUAUAUAAAAUGUGGGGAAUAUUUAGGGAGGGCCGAUUUCAGAACAAGUAUUAUCUACAACCAGACUGAACUAAACUAUUAACCCUCCAUAUGACUCCUAAGAACUCUUCUAAUUUGAGAAUAUUCCAAAGUAUACCAAUAAAAAAAAAACAGAAUUACGGAAAGUUGUUUUUACAUAGAUAAGUGAAUAUAAUUACAUUAUUUAAGAGCUAACUACAUGAAAAUCAGGAAUUAUUGUUAUUAUUUUAUUAUUAUUGCAAGCUUUCUUGCCAAUUUCAGGUUCUAUUGAUCCGCCUGAAGCUUAUCUUUUUUGUGUUAAGGAUCAUCUAAGAAUGUAGCUUGGCAAUCAACAUAUUAAAAUUUAUAAUUUAAAAAGAAAUGCCCCAUUGUAUUGUUGUUUUGGUUUUUGUUUAGUUUGUAUUUUUUUCAUUUUCUAUUUUUUGGACUGACCAGUUGGUGUAUUGAAAGCCCAUUCACACCAGGUUGAGGAGCCUGUUGAUUUACUUGGUAUCUUAAUGUAAUGACUUUAAUGAUACUCAAUCUUUUUUUAAUAUAGUUUCUCAGUUUCUAAUAUUACCUUAAAUACCAUAAUUCAUCUCAAAACAAUGAUUGCUUACAUACUACCUGUACCUUAAAUACUGUGAAGCAUCUCAAAACCAGGAUUGCUCUGGGAAGCUCAUCCUAAAAAAGUGAAUUUUAUGAGUAAAUGUUUACUCAUAGUAUUUAAUAGUUACUGAUUAUAAUUAUUCAGCAGUUUGUUUCUUAGAUCAGUAUCUCAAAUGUCCUGUAAGUAAAGACAUUUGUUUUAAAAAUGUAAAAUAAAAGAUUCAGGUAUUCAAUCACUUAUAUUCUCAAGGUUUUGUGUUAUCUCAGUUUGUUAAGGUUUUAUUGAAAACUGAAUUAGAAUCUUGAAAUAAGUUAUUUUCUCUAAAUAAUUUAGAGUUAAUGACAAUUUUAAAUUUUGACUUAGUAUCUAAAAUUAAUGGCUUUUUGCUUGAAAUGUUGACAUGGUAUCUUAAAAUCCCAUGAUAUAGAAUAUUUAUCUGUAUAUAUUUUUCUAUAUUUUUAUUUUUUUAAUAAUUAACAACAUAUUUUUUUUUUCUGGCAUUAUUGGACAAUUUUCAAAAUUUCAAAAGUUUAGGCACACCUCUUCUCAUUCAACGUGUUUUCUUUCUUUUUUAUGAUUUUCUACCGUCUACAUUUAAUAUAGAAGACUUUAAUAAAAAAUAUACAGGAAUACCUGCUGAAUUGUUUAGUAAAGAAAAAGUGAUAAACAAACCAGAAUAUGUUUUAUACUUUAGAUUCUUAGCCUAAGUAGCACAUUUCGCUUUAAGGACAGAUCGGCACACUCUUUGUUCUCUUUUUAUCUCAGUGUUUUCAUGAGGUAGAGUCUCCUGGAAUAUUUUCUUAGUGUCUUGAAGGAGUUCCUGGAGGUGCUGAACAACACGUUGUGAAUCUACAGCUCAUCCCAAAUUACCAUCUCAAUAGGUUUAGGUCAUAUGUAUCCAUUAAUUAUUUGUAUGUAUUUAAUAUAAAUCUACAAUGUAGAAAAUGAAUGAAAACAUUAAAUGAGAAGGUGUAUCCAAACUUUUACUGGUUCUGCAUGUACAUCACCCAGAAUUUCCAUAUUAGCGCAUACUUAAUCACAAUUAUGAUCUAUUUGGCAUUCGAUCUUUUGAAUUAGUAUCUCAUAGAUACUAAUAGAUCUUGUGAUGAGAGAUCAGGAUAUUAUCUGUUUUAAACAGUUGUCAUUUUCUUAAUUCUAACUUCUAUCUUCUGAGAACAUCAGUUUUAAUAUGAAUACCAUUCUUUAACCAGAAAUAGAAAUAGACUAGAUCUAGCUCAGUGCAUCCAAUAAGUGAUCCAUUAAACUGUGCACUGGAUCGGAUCAGGACGUCACUAUAAUAAUGGUGUCUUAAUUCUUGAAAUUAAGUUUUUCAUUAUUUUAAGGUACGUAAUUAAUUAAAAUUCAUGAAUGGAAGUCAUUAUGUUGAGAUACUGGGUCCAUAUGUUGCCAUACUGCUUCCAGAAACUGUUGUGAAUGAGCUUUCCAAAUCAAAUAUGCUAUUUAAAUCAGAAGAGGACUGGUAUGUAAUUGUUUUCUAUAUUUGUUAUAUUUGUUUAGAAGAUUCUACAAUUCUUGUUUUUUUUUAAUUUAUUUUAAAUACAAAGUGUUGAAUGUUCUUCCCCUGUUGGCCGGUUUCGACCCAUGUAGUUAAAUAUUGAACUGUAAAGUUUAGAUCAAAACUUGGACGUAUAAUUGUCCUUCAGCUCUGAUUCAAAAGUGAAAAGCUGGAUAUUAGUAUUUCAAUUCUGUGUUAUGAUGUUAUUUGUUGAUAUAAUUAAUAUGAAAGUAAUUUAUAUUGUUAAGGCACUUUUAAUUUCGACUACUGCAGCAUUGAUUAUUUUCUUUCCCCCCAGCUUUUGUUUUUUAGAUUUUUGUUUUUGCUUAGUUUUUUCUUCUUUUUUUGCCUAAGGGAAAAAAUUAUGGCAAAAUGUGUACUAACAUGUUGUGAUGUCCACCAAAGCUGCUCAUGGUGUAAAACUGGUGAUAGUUCUAGAUGCCGUAUCUCACAUCUGAGCGGAGAAGAGUCCAACAUCUCCUUUGCUGGUGUUCGAUUUCAAAGCCCAUAGUAGUAUCUGGUAUUAUAUAGAAUUAAACACAAAUGUAGUGAGCUGUACGCUUGCACAGAAUCUGGACACAGCCUGUGUAAAGAAUGCCUUGGAACAGUGAAAAAUAAUAAAUUUUGUUCUUUUUUUCCUA
Messenger RNA from Astyanax mexicanus (Mexican tetra), 5446 nucleotides. RefSeq names its product 1-acylglycerol-3-phosphate O-acyltransferase 2 (lysophosphatidic acid acyltransferase, beta) (gene agpat2). Gene Ontology annotation, cellular component: endoplasmic reticulum; membrane. Gene Ontology annotation, biological process: phosphatidic acid biosynthetic process. The coding region runs from base 354 to 1166 and encodes 270 amino acids. NCBI's taxonomy places the organism in Eukaryota, Metazoa, Chordata, Actinopteri, Characiformes, Acestrorhamphidae. The transcript has 6 exons. Gene Ontology annotation, molecular function: 1-acylglycerol-3-phosphate O-acyltransferase activity. The record is from RefSeq and is a predicted model, not a curated record.